GUAGGUGUUAAAGGAACAUUCGGAGAAGAGGAGGGGCACUAAACAAGAAAGGGCGAAGAGGAGGGUUUUGGUGGCUUGGACGAGAGGAUUUAGGGCACACUUCAAUCGAAUCCUAGCGGUUGGAACUUCUUCUGAUUCGGACCCUUGGAGAUUUGAAUCUUAGGACGUUGUUCAUCAACGGUUUGGAUUCUUGGGUAUUGCGGGGUGAGAGAGAGAGGAUUGCUCAGAUCUGGCCGUCUGAGCUUUGUCUGCUGGUUUGUCCGCCCAUUCAGAUGGCUUUUUCAAUGUAGUAAUAGAGCCACCUCCCUUUUUCUGUUCCUGUUAUUGUGCCGUGAUAUCUUCAGAGAGGUUUGGAUUCUACUUCAUUGAUUAAUGAUCGAUUGUGAGCUGUUCCUGUAUUUCACCCAAUUGCAAUCGGCUUCUGAGUUUGGCGUCCAUUUGAGAGUGAAGAAGAAGCUCUCUUUUGCCGCCAUCUCUGUUGCCGGUUGUGAACACCAUCAUCGUUCUUUCUCUUCCUUUCAUGUCUCCUAACUUGGAUAGCCCUGUUCAGACCCAGAUGGCUGUGGCAGUCUUUAAGAGCCCACUGGGCACGGAGUACCAUGGAAACAAUAGGAUGGAAGGGAAUCCUGCAGGGAGGAGACGGGUUUUUGUACAAACUGAGACCGGUUGCGUAUUGGGGAUGGAGUUAGAUCGGAGUGACAAUGCACAUACUGUGAAGAAGCGGUUGCAGCUUGCCCUCAAUGUUCCUACUGAGGAGAGUUCAUUGACGUUUGGUGAUAUGGAGUUGAAGAACGACCUCAGUGCUGUGCGAAAGGAUUACCCUCUUCUUCUAACACGGAAUGUAUUGCAUAGAAGUUCGUCAACUCCUUGUCUUUCGCCUACUGGAAGGGAUAUGCAACAGAGAGAUCAGAGUGGUCCAAUUGAGAUCUUGGGGCACUCACUUCGCUUUGUCAGUACAAAACAACUUGUCAAGGAAAUUGUCAAGGCGAUGAAGAUUGGGGUUGAUCCAAUCCCUGUUCAUGGUGGCCUUGGAGGUGCAUACUACUUCAGAAACAGCAGAGGUGAGAGUGUUGCCAUUGUGAAGCCAACGGAUGAAGAACCAUUUGCACCAAACAAUCCGAAAGGCUUUGUGGGUAAAGCUUUGGGGCAACCAGGCUUGAAACGUUCAGUGCGGGUUGGGGAAACAGGGUUCAGAGAAGUUGCUGCUUUUCUUCUUGACUAUGAUCACUUUGCUAGUGUACCUCCCACUGCACUGGUGAAAAUCACUCAUUCAAUCUUCAAUGUCAAUGAUGGGGUAAAUGGAAACAGGCCUCAAAACAAGAAGCUUGUUAGCAAGAUUGCCUCUUUUCAACAGUUCAUCCCACAUGAUUUUGAUGCCAGUGACCAUGGGACCUCAAGCUUCCCUGUUGCUGCAGUACAUCGAAUUGGGAUUUUAGACAUUAGGAUUUUCAACACAGAUAGGCAUGGGGGAAACCUUUUGGUGAGGAAGCUUGAUGGAGUUGGGAGGUUUGGUCUAGUGGAACUCAUACCUAUUGAUCACGGUCUCUGCUUGCCAGAAAGUUUGGAGGAUCCAUACUUCGAGUGGAUCCACUGGCCGCAAGCUUCAAUACCGUUUUCUGAGGAUGAGCUUGAGUACAUAGAGAAUCUUGAUCCUAAUAGGGAUUGUGAGAUGCUCCGAAGUGAGCUCCCCAUGAUUCGAGAGGCUUGCCUCCGAGUCUUGGUUCUCUGCACCGUUUUCCUCAAGGGAGCUGCUGCUUCUGGUCUGUGUCUUUCUGAGAUUGGUGAGAUGAUGAGCAGGGAGUUUCGUGGUGAUGAGGAGGAACCGAGCGAGCUCGAAGUUGUAUGUAUGGAGGCAAGGAUGCUGAUAGCUGAGAGGGAGGUGUUAUCCACCAAGGCUGAAGAAGAAGAUGAGGAGUUUCUAUUUGAUAUAGACUGUGAAGAAGCCGGAUUUGACUUUGCCCGGAAGAUGGCAUCGGAGGGCUACAUGACUGGGAUGCCAUUCCAUUUUGGAUUCGGAGGUGGUAAUGUCCGUUGCCCAUUUUCAAGAAUAGAGGAAAGCAUCGAGGAGGAGAGUGAUGACGAAGAAGAUGAAAAGAAAUUUGUAGGCCUUCCAUCCCCGGGAAAGAUCCCAACUAUUUCUAAGCUACCAAUGUCCCUCAAGAAUAUCAGUUUUGGUGAGAAGAACCAGAAAUUAUCAGGAGCAAAACGAGAAAAUGGCUAUCUGGCUAAUUCAUCAUCUGGCCAUAGGAGUGCAAAUGAGCAGCUUCCUGCGAGUGUGAGCUUUGUGAAGCUAGCAGACAUGAGCGAGGAGGAGUGGGCACUGUUUUUAGAGAGGGUCCAACAGCUGCUGUACCCAGCAUUUGCCAAGCGGAAGUCCAUGACACUUGGACAGAAGCAGAGACAGAGGCUUGGGACCUCGUGUCAGUUUUGAGAGGGGUAUAACUACAUGUUGUUGUAGAAGCAUGACUAGAGACAAAUAUGGGCUUGUCGGAGUGAACGACUCUUAGGGUAGGCUUGGUUUAUGGAUACUCUACCGGAAGUAGUUGUAGUAGGGACCUGACAUAGGAGGAAAUGCUGUAAAUAUUCACCGAGGCAGCCCAGUGGAAGGGCUGAGUAGAUUCGGUUGUUUUUUUUUUUUUUUCUCUCUUUUUC
Molecule: messenger RNA, 2652 nt
Organism: Ilex paraguariensis (yerba mate)
Lineage: Eukaryota; Viridiplantae; Streptophyta; Magnoliopsida; Aquifoliales; Aquifoliaceae
Source: the annotation of a GenBank genome assembly